Drosophila hydei is the source of this 1344-nucleotide messenger RNA. Its product is annotated as putative cyclin-dependent serine/threonine-protein kinase DDB_G0272797/DDB_G0274007. The record is from RefSeq and is a predicted model, not a curated record. The coding region runs from base 344 to 1285 and encodes 313 amino acids. NCBI's taxonomy places the organism in Eukaryota, Metazoa, Arthropoda, Insecta, Diptera, Drosophilidae. The transcript has 2 exons.
GGUCACGGCCAACUAGACGCCAAAUUGUCGCUUCGUUACACGAGAGAUAAAACGAAAAUCGGCAGCAAACAUUGCGAUUAAGCAGACACGCAGAUGCCCAAAAGCAUAAAUAAUACAUUUUUGUUUUUGUUUCUGUUUUUGUGACACACUUUGUAGUAACAAAGCGUGAUUCAAUUGCUGACACACAGAGACACGCACACAGUUUCAAUCUCAAUCUCAGCCAAAUCUUGGCCAUUGAUGAUAAAUUCGCAGCGCUAUAAAAACUAUUGUCGCAGUCGCUAGUCUAGCCAUUGUCUACUCAGCACUCAGCAAGCAGCACACAGCAGCAAGGAUAUAUACGAUAAUGGAACGGAGCACGGGUAUUUUGGGCAUUGUCUUGACGGCGCUGUUGGCCUGCUCGCCCAGCCUGGCCGUUGUCCAUGGCAUACAGCCGCUGAGCGCUCAGCUCGCAGCCAGCCCUGACCAUGGCAAUGGCUAUCGCUAUAAUGGACCUGCGCACAAAUACUUGCCAGCUGCCAGCGAGCUAACCACUGAGGCCGUCACCACCACCGGCCAUUGGCAGCCCAAUCCUGUGCAGCAGCCCGCGCAGCAGCUGCCCUUCGAGCACACCUUCGGCAGCGGCAGCGACAGCAACAGCCACAGCCACAGCAACAGCAUUUCGGACUACACUGGACCCUAUCGCAUGGAAUACUAUGAACGGGCACCCAUCGAACAGCAGCAAUUGAAUAUGAAUAAUUUUCAAUAUGCCGCCGAUAAUUCAGGUGCUGCUGCUGCUGCAGCAGCUGGUCAGUUUGGUCAAGCUGUUGGUCUAUCUGCUGGCGCACAGCAUGAUCGCCGCAUGGAGUCUGGUCAGCGAGGUGCUCAGCUAGUUGGCCAGGCGUUGCCCGAGCGCUACCAGCGACAACCUUUCGCGCAGCCCUCGCCCAGCUAUCUGCAAAUGCAAUCGCAUUCGUACGAGCUGCCGCCCAGCUAUAGCAUGCACAGCGAGUGGUACGAGCCGCAGACGAAGCCGCAGCAAAUGUUCCAAGCUAACUACUAUGGACAGCAGCAGCAGCAGCAACAGUUGCUGCCACAGCAACAGCAGCAGCAGCAGCAACAGUUGCUGCCACAGCAACACCAGCAGCAGCAGCAGCAGCAACAGUUGCUGCCACAGCAACACCAGCAACAGCAGCAGCAGCAACAUUUCGACUACUCACAACAGCUGAGCUCUUUUCAUGACCACGCCCACACACAAAACGCCUUUAUCACGCAGCCAAGUCGCGAGUUUCAGGCGCCCUACUACUAAGUAUUAUCCUCUAAUCCUACGCCCCACUUCCUGCUCCCCAAUCCCCACUCCGCCCAGCU